Messenger RNA from Diprion similis, 855 nucleotides. Its product is annotated as ADP-ribosylation factor-like protein 2-binding protein. Gene Ontology annotation, biological process: maintenance of protein location in nucleus; positive regulation of tyrosine phosphorylation of STAT protein. The record is from RefSeq and is a predicted model, not a curated record. The transcript has 6 exons. Lineage: Eukaryota; Metazoa; Arthropoda; Insecta; Hymenoptera; Diprionidae. Gene Ontology annotation, cellular component: mitochondrial intermembrane space. Bases 111 to 623 code for a protein of 170 amino acids.
AACAAACCUUUUGACAUUUCCGACGUAUGGAUUAACGUCUCAAUAAUUCCUCAAUACAUGCAACGCGAGUUAUGAAACUUUUGAAAUAAUUUUUAUGAGCUUGAUUUAAAAUGAAUCCAGAAGUCAUAGAUCUCAUAACGCCUAUGGAUACUGACAGCGAAGAAAUUCACGAGGAAUCAAAGGGUGUCAGGGAUGCAGGUUUCGAUAAAAUCAUCGGGUAUAUAGAGGAUCUCUUGAUGGAAAGCGAGUUCCAAGAGAUACAGCAAAAAUUUUUGGAUAACUACUGGCACGUAUUUGGACCUGAAGAAGAGAAUAAACUGAUUUAUAUGGAAAUAUUUAAUCAGUAUAACCAGGAAAUAGAAAACUACAUCGUACAACAGCUCAAGAAGUCUGUUCCUAAUUUUUCAAUCCAUGUUCUCUUGGACCAGCUUAACGAAAGACGUCCUGAACUGGAUGGAGAAGUUUUUGAAGUUUUAGCAACGUUAACAGACUUUCUAGCAUUCAAAGAAAUGGUUUUAGAUUACAAAGCUGUAAAAGAAGGAAAGGUGGAAGACUUUAGCGCCGGAAUUUCGAUUACAUCUAUCAAAUCAACGAGCUCAGAUCGAGAUGCGCCAACUGGAUAAUAAAUCGCGAGCUCCAUCCAAAUGCUACAUCCAUGAAUUUUCAAAUUUAUCCAUAUUAUUACUAAUUACCUAGUAUUUGUUAGAUUUUAAGAUAGAAAAUAAAUGUGAAUAAAGUCGGCACUUAAUGGUAGUUUGUUUUAUUACUGUGAAAAACAAGUAGCUGUGGUUUAUUUUAAAUAUUAAAAACCCACUUAAAACUGCAGUCUUUAUUGAUUCAAAAAGAAACGCAAAU